Messenger RNA from Phaeoacremonium minimum UCRPA7, 1671 nucleotides. RefSeq names its product putative f-box protein. Gene Ontology annotation, biological process: phosphatidylcholine biosynthetic process. The coding region runs from base 1 to 1671 and encodes 556 amino acids. The transcript has a single exon. The record is from RefSeq and is a predicted model, not a curated record. Lineage: Eukaryota; Fungi; Ascomycota; Sordariomycetes; Togniniales; Togniniaceae.
AUGGCAGAACAAGAAGCCAUUCCCAUACCCAUACCGGGUAACAGAUCCGAUGCCCCCUCGACCGACAGCGACGCGGGCGGCAGCGCUUUGACGCCAGAUCCCAGCGAUACCCCGGGACUCAGCACAUCACCCCCAGAACACGCCGUCGCUGAUACUCCAACCCUGGGUCCCACGACUCCGAGCGCAAGACUGUCUAGGAAUCCUUCGUUCUCCGGGAGCAGCUCAUACCAAGAAGACUGGGAGGCCUUCCCUCCCUUAGACCGUCUGAGUGUCCUCGACAUUCUGGACAACUUUGCUCUUCCUCAACAGUUGGAGAAACUCCAAAAGGGGCUAUCGGCGCAGACAAAAAAGGUUCGCCAGUCCAGAGAUGCGUUUAAGUCACAAAGUCAAAAGGCUCGCGAGCGGAUGGUUGAGGAGUGGAGGAAGCGCGUGCCUUCAGCAGAAGAGCAGCUGGAUCGGUAUAGAAAGCGUAUGCGAACGAGCGUGGACAAGCUGGGACGGCAAUGGAACGAUACAAAGGCCAUCACGCUGCGCGAGAAAGUCUCUUUUAUCUGCGGCGUCAUGAAUAUUUUCCUCAGUGGCUAUUUCAUCGGAGCUUUCCCCGAGUACUUCCACUGGUGGUACACGGUCCAAAUCCUCUAUUUCAUGCCGAUCCGCUACUACACAUACCAUAAGAGGGGCUAUCACUACUUCCUGGCAGACCUAUGCUACUUUGUCAACUUUCUCCUGAUAUUGAGCAUAUGGGCUUUCCCGAAUUCGAAACGACUCUUCACAGCAACGUUCUGCCUAGCCUUUGGCAACAACGCGGUCGCCAUCAUCAUGUGGCGGAACUCGCUCGUUUUCCACAGCUUCGACAAGGUCACCUCGCUCUUCAUACACGUCAUGCCCUGCGUGACUCUCCACUGUAUCGUUCAUCUCUUUAGCCCAGAGCACCAAAAAGAGCGCUUCCCCGCCGUCUGGACAAUCAAGACCUCGCCGCCGGGCUCACCGACCGCGUACGCGAACGUCCUCUCGAUGCUCGCCUGGAGCACCAUCCCCUACGCGGUGUGGCAGCUGUCGUACUACUUCUUCAUUACGGUGCGGCGGCGCGAGAAGAUCGCCGCGGGGCGCCCGACGUCCUUCACCUGGCUGCGCAAGAGCUACUCCAAGUCGUGGAUCGGCCGGCUCGUGCUCGGCCUGCCCGCCGCGCUGCAGGAGCCCGCCUUCAUGCUCAUCCAGUACCUCUACGCCGUGCUGACCAUGGUCCCCUGCCCGCUGUGGUUCUACAGCCGCUGGGCCUCCGCCACCUUCCUGCUCUUCGUCUUCGUCUGGAGCGUCUACAACGGCUCCACCUACUACAUCGACGUCUUCGGCAAGCGCUUCCAGAAGGAGCUCGAGGCCAUGCGCGCAGAGGUCGCAAAGUGGCAGAACAGCCCGGAGAGCAUGCUGGCUUCUCCAGUCCUCACGCCACACCCGGACCACCAGCCCGGCGGCGGCGGCGGCGGCGAGGAAAAGGACAAGCUGCACGCCGAGCUGCUGGGCAACGCCCAGGACGUCGGCGUCGACAACAUCCCGCUGCUGAGCGAGGAGAAGGGCAGGAGUCAUUCCAGCGAUGCGCUGUCGUCGGGCGUCGACGGCGGCGCGCGGGACGUCGCCAGGGAGCGCAAGGUCAGCGAGGAUUCAAGAUUUUGA